AAGCACACCGACCGCUAGUUUUUCAUCUUUCCGACUGCUCGUGAAGACAGCGCACCUCCAUCAGCACCCUGUUGCAACCUCAACUUUCUUUUUGUUCCUUUCAAGGAACCGGGCUAAUCACCGCCACCAGAGACGAAAGGAGAAGAAACACUUUUUAGUCCUGUUUAUUUUUUUAAACAUAAAACUACAAUGAAGUUGGCGCUUAUUCGCAGUGCUUACAUGAGUCUCCGGGCACAUCAGGUCCGUCCGGGUAGCAGAUUCACCGGGUUUUCGCGAAGAUGCCUACCGAUAGGCAUUACCAGCAGUCGAUUGAGCCUCCGAGCGGCAAGCGCUACCUCCAGCACCGGCACCAACCCGAAGUUAACCGGUAACUUUGGGGUACAAUCUCAAAAGGGGGAUGAGUCUGAUUACGACAACCAUGUGAGGAAAGUGGUUCAGAGCACCAGGGAAGCAAUUGUGACUCUGCAGAAAAGAAACCCAGCAAUUCAACCCUUGUUAGCCAUUCUACAGGCAGGUGAAGACGACAGCAUGCUGGAGAUCAAUAAGAAAAUGGCAGUAAAGAUUGGUUUGAACAUCACUCAGAUUUGUCUGGUAAAGGAGUGCAGUGAAGAUGAUAUUGUAGAGGAGUUGCUGAAGUUGAAUGAUGACCCCAAAGUGCAUGGUAUCUACCUUCACCUCCCCCCAGCUUCAAUCACCAGUCGGGUCCUCAACACCUUAAAACCCGAGAAGGACAUCGAAGGCAUAUCAGACUUGAAUAUGGGCCGUCUGAUACGAGGAGACCUGAGUAAAGGCUUUGUACCUCCUUUAGCUAGUGCUGUUUUGGAUCUGCUGGAGAACCAUGAUGCUCCUUUGGAAGGAAAAACUGUGUUGCUGGUUGGUGGAGAGGGUCCCCUUCAGCUGGCUGUGCAGUGCCUGAUUGAACGAAGUGGAAUGGUCACUCUGAAGAGUCACUGGAGCUCCAAAAGCCUGCAGGCACAGGUUAUGCAGGCUGAUGCUGUGGUCCUGCUAGAUGUUGGAAAUAUGUAUGUUCCACCCACCUGGAUUAGACCAGGGGCUGCUAUCAUUUACUGUAAGCCAGCUCUGGAGAAAGAUGAAAAUGCUUUUGGAUUGUCUUCAAAAUCUGGAUUAGAAAGCCUCACAGCAGCUUACAGAACACAGAAUGUUGUCCGGAGUUGCAGUCGGUGGCUCAAGGGUCAGGAAUACAGACCCUGGCAUCUGCGCAGCCUCAAACUGCAGCCCUUAACUCCUGUACCAAGUGAUUUAGCGAUAUCCAGAGCUCAGAUACCAAAACCAGUAGAUCAGCUGGCUGAAGAGAUUGGUUUGCUACCAGAAGAGCUAGAAGCCUAUGGGAGGAGCAAAGCUAAGGUUCGACUCUCUGUGUUGGAACGCCUCCAGUCACAGCCUAAUGGCAAAUAUAUUCUGGUUGCCGGUAUAACUCCCACCCCACUGGGCGAAGGUAAAAGCACAGUGACUGUUGGUCUGGUCCAAGCGUUGUCUGCCCACCUUAAGCUCAACUCUUUUGCCUGUCUCCGUCAGCCAUCCCAGGGACCAACUUUUGGAGUUAAAGGGGGAGCUGCAGGAGGUGGGUAUGCCCAGGUCAUCCCUAUGGAGGAGUUCAACCUUCAUUUGACUGGUGACAUUCAUGCCAUCACAGCUGCCAAUAACCUGGUGGCAGCAGCCAUCGAUGCCAGGAUGCUCCACGAAGCGACGCAGUCAGACAAGGCCCUUUUCAAUAGAUUAGUCCCUUCUGUGAAUGGAGUCAGAAAAUUCUCACCCAUCCAGAUCUCCAGGCUGCAACGCCUUGGCAUCAGGAAAACAGAUCCUGCAUCACUCACACCUGAAGAAAUCAACGCGUUCGUACGUCUUGAUCUUGACCCCUCAAAAAUCACCUGGCAGAGAGUUGUUGAUACAAAUGACCGUUUUUUGAGGAAGAUCACCAUCGGACAGGCAAGCUCUGAGAAAGGACAGAUCAGAGAGACUGGGUUUGACAUUGCAGUGGCCAGUGAGAUCAUGGCCAUCCUGGCCUUGGCUGACAGCCUCGGGGACAUGAAGAACAGGCUGGCACGCAUGGUGGUGGGGACCAGCCGCUCUGGACAGCCUAUCACAGCAGAGGACCUCGGUGUGAGUGGGGCUCUGGCGGUGUUAAUGAAAGAUGCUAUCAAGCCCACGCUGAUGCAGACCCUUGAGGUGAGACCUGUGCACAUGACCGAGGCAGGUUUCGGAGCUGACAUUGGGAUGGAGAAAUUCUUCAACAUCAAAUGUCGAGCCUCUGGUUUGAGGCCCAGUGUGGUGGUGCUGGUCGCAACCGUUCGAGCGCUAAAGAUGCACGGCGGCGGCCCAAAUGUAUCUGCAGGUGCACCGCUUCCCCGAGAGUAUACCGAUGAGAACCUGAGCCUGGUUGCUGGCGGCUGCCGUAGCAAUCUCAGGAAGCAGAUCCAGAUUGCACAUCUGUUUGGGGUACCAGUCGUGGUUGCUGUUAAUGUCUUCAAGACAGACACCCAGGCAGAGAUCGACCUUGUAUGUCAGAUAGCGAAAGAGUGUGGCGCAUCCGACGCUUUGCCGUGCAACCACUGGGCGCAGGGUGGAAGAGGCUGCUCGGAGCUCGCCCAGGCUGUGAAGGAGGCUGCCAGCAAACCCAGCGACUACCAGUUUCUCUACAACACAGAGAUGUCGAUCGUGGAGAAGAUCAGAACAAUAGCCCAGAGAGUGUACGGGGCCGAUGACAUCGAGCUGUCUCCAGAGGCCAAGACCAAGACAGAUUAUUACCAUCAACAAGGUUAUGGUUCAUUGCCCAUCUGCAUGGCCAAGACCCAUCUGUCCCUGUCCCACAUGCCCGACAAGAAGGGGGCACCCACUGGAUUUGUUUUGCCAAUCAGAGAUGUCCGUGCCAGCAUCGGAGCUGGCUUCAUCUACCCAUUAGUGGGAACGAUGAGCACAAUGCCUGGCCUGCCCACACGACCCUGUUUCUACGACAUUGACCUUGACCCGGUCACGGAGGAGAUCACUGGGCUCUUCUGAGCAUGCUCCCCAACGUUAUUCUCGCUCCCUGCUCUGUUUUCAGGAGCAUGGGCUCCAUGCAUUCACCAUAAGGCUCAUCUAACCCUGAGCCACUGGCAGGAAACAAUUUCUUUCUCUUCCCAGCUGAUCUGCAUCAAAGCAACAUGGAAGAAGAGGGAGGAUUAGUGGACCAUUAGACUAGCAUUAUGCUGCAUUUGCACGUGUGUCAUAUGCCAAAGACCAUGCCCUACAACCAUAUAUAUGUAUAUCAUACAAAUAUAUUUGGUUUUUUCUGGGUAUAGAAGAGUCCAUUUUCUUGGAUUUUAUUUUGUUGUUUCCUUGGAUGUCUAACUUC
Molecule: messenger RNA, 3352 nt
Organism: Pundamilia nyererei
Lineage: Eukaryota; Metazoa; Chordata; Actinopteri; Cichliformes; Cichlidae
Gene: mthfd1l
Product: methylenetetrahydrofolate dehydrogenase (NADP+ dependent) 1 like
Exons: 27
Coding region: 190-3018 (942 amino acids)
Biological process (GO): tetrahydrofolate interconversion
Cellular component (GO): cytosol
Molecular function (GO): formate-tetrahydrofolate ligase activity; methylenetetrahydrofolate dehydrogenase (NADP+) activity; ATP binding
Source: RefSeq, a predicted model, not a curated record